Gongylonema pulchrum is the source of this 531-nucleotide messenger RNA. The record is from the annotation of a GenBank genome assembly. NCBI's taxonomy places the organism in Eukaryota, Metazoa, Nematoda, Chromadorea, Rhabditida, Gongylonematidae.
AUGUUUGUUUUUCUCAGUAGCACAUUUACCCAGGACGUGGAAUCUCCGUGGAUGGCGAUUAUAUCCGAGUACAUCAAAGCUUGUGACUGCUUUCAGAGCAAGGUGCAUUUGGACCAACAACUGCAAGUCGAGAAAGUGUUCACGGGAAGUGGCAUUUUGUUGAAACAUAGCGUAGACUACUCGCACAGAGGCGGCCAGAGGUCUCUGAAGGAGCACUACAAGUACAACGAAGAAGAGGCAAACACGGAAGUAUUAACUAUUUACCAUGAGGGCGAAGUGCGGGUUAAUGUGAUCAUGACUUCUACGUAUCAGAUGGCAAAGCGAGUUCAGGUUAGCAACUUGGCGCUAAAAUUUUGCCGAUUGGUUCCUCGUCCAAGUACCAUCCCAAGAGCGCGAUAUCUUCUUCCAGGUACGCCUGGGCCUCACGUGCGAGCGUGUGAAAGUUUUGGCGGGAAAAAUACUAACUCGGGAACGAGAAAAGCUAGAAGGCUGAAAUUUUAUGUUUAUGUUUCUCAUCCAAAUAGAACUUAA